UUUACGGAAGCAGUGCAGAUUUAAACGUAAUGGUCGAUGAUGGUGAAACUUCUGUAUACAAUGGAGAUGAGAACCACAAGGUCUGGAAUGGUUCGCAAGAUCAACUUGAUUCUAUUGCAAUGGAAAGUCCGUAUGAAAUGUUUUCUGGUAACACAUCUACUUUGGGUCGCCCUGCUAGAGCUCGUCAAAUAAGUACACCCAUCGAUGUUCCUCCUCCACCAAUGAGAGAGGAAGCAAGUAAAAGACGUAAAGAUAAACAAGUGUUGAAAACAAUAGGCAGUCAAAGUCUCUCCGGCACACUUAUACGACCUAAGCCCAUACAUCCGGCUACAUUACAACGCACGAGAAUUUAUGCAGGCGUCCAGGGAAAUGCGAUUUAUGGCCCCGGCGUUGGGUCAGGAACAUUACCAUCGCCGCAAGGCUCCCGAAACUAUCACACAAUUAGUCAUCGAGGAUUUUAUAGUGGUUCACACUUUCAUCACGCUGGCAUACCACCGCCACCACAAAGGAUGCACCCACCACAUAUGGGUAUUCCAAUGCAAAUGCCCGUGAUUAUGCCACAGCAAUAUGCCACUCUUCAAUCUACGCGAACUGCAAAGAAAAAUAAGAAAGAUAAGACAGGUAGUGGUAUACCCGUUGGAUUGCCCAUUGUGCCACCUAUAUACGCGUUUCAUCAGGCCAUGGGAGCACCUCCGCCACCACAAACAGCUAUUGCGCAACCCCUAAUUGGUGAACCACGACCCCUAGCAAUGUCGAAUCGCAAGAUAACGGUAUCCAUGGGCAAUGGACUGGACGAGGCUUUAAAUUCCGGCCCAGAAUCACCGGGUGGCACAGGAAUCUACCGUCGGAAAGGUCAUUUAAAUGAAAGAGCUUUUAGUUACUCCAUACGGCAGGAACACCGAAGCCGAAGUCAUGGCUCAUUAGCUAGUCUACAAUUUAACCCACCUGAUGUGAAGAAAGAACGAGAAAUCGCUCAAAUGAUCGCCGGUUUGGACCUACAUGAUGGCCACGAAAAAGAAAUGGAGCGAAAACACAUGCUCUCAAACAAUGGCGGGGGAGCUGGUAUUCAGCCGCCGCAAACAAUUUAUGGAAAUGGAGGGACCGCUGCCAUAUAUGGAAAUGACAUGAGUUUAGGUGGCUUUGGCAAACCCCGAAGAUAAAUAAGUUUAUUUGGAAGUAAUGACACAAUUUACAUAUGAACCUUACACAUGUACUUGUAUAAUCAAGUCUACACAUACAUUCGUGUGUAUACGUAUUUACAGUAUAUAGCAGAAAUUUUUAUACCCUACCACUUUAGAGACAUACACAUUAUGAAAUUUAUUACGAAAUUUAUUUAGAUUUAUAUAGAUAUAUUUCAUACUAAAAAUUGUAUCUUGUUUGGACUCGUAUAUUAAAGGUUAUAAAAAAUAUUAACUUUUACAUUAUUUAAGUUCACCUUGGCACUAAUGUUUACCUACUUCAAUUGGAACUGUUUACAUACUGCACACCUAGAUCUAAAGUGCGAUCAACUAAAAAAAAAAACAAUUUUUUGCACAGUUCAAUCCAUAUGACUUACCUCCAAUUAAUUCAAAUUUUUUUUUCAUGACUAUGUACAAUAACUAAAAAACUUCUGUUUUUGCAUUAAUUGCGUUGAAUCUGUAGGAUCCACAAGCAGUUAUAUUGUCUAGGUAUGCUAUAUGUAAACAUUUAUAGUUUGCUUGAAUUUUUUGAUCCGAUAAGUACUUAUGUAUUGUCAAUUUAGUUAUCGUUAUUCUUACCAAAAAAGAACCAUUGGGAUUAAAUUAAACUACAUGUUAGUACUUAUGUAGUGUGAGAACAAUAGUAACACAUCAGUGCAUGUCAUAGUUUUUGAUCAAUUUUUGUCGUACAAUUCCCAAAAAAGAUUUUAUAUUAUAGUAGCAGCAGAUGAGCUGUUUUGAUUUCCCUGCGAACCAAACUUCUCGAAUUAUAACGAAAUCGUUAAGAGUAUCCGAAUUCUGUAUCGCUUUUUUACGAAUUUUCAAAGAUAAUCGUAUGGAAUGGUUGCCACGAAUUCGUAAAGAAAUCUUUGUACUAUUUCUUAUAGAAAAUUAAAAAAAAAAAAUCUUCACAUCUCAGCACUAUUGUCAAUGCUUUACCCGUUUUCUUCCGAAAUUUCGUAAAAGCAUCGAAGUGUGCACAGUAUAUUUCAUUUUAAAAAUUGCUGCAAAAAGUCGGAAAGGGAAAUAAUGAGAUCCUUACGACUUCUUUAAGAUUUCUCUACUAUUCAGAAUACUCUGAAAACAUACACCCGUUUGCACCCUGCAAAUUAUUUGGUCUCUACAUUGCCAAAUAUUUAUGCAUGUAUAUAUUUAUUUCACAAACAUUUUAAAAUGAUAAAUAAUUACAUAGAUGUUUGUAUAUAUGUACAUACAGGGUGUCCAAGAAGUACUACGGCAAACUUGACUACAACGUAGGUGGGAGUGAGUUCCCUGAUAAGCAAACAUUCUUCUUAUAAAAGUGUCACCGUUUUUGGAAUAUUAAUAUUUUUUUGAAUUCAAAAAAAUCGGUCCUUUUCAUGUAUUUUUAACUGCAUGUACAAACGAGGCUAUAUUUAGUAAUUUUUUUCUGUAAAAUACUUCCUGAUAGUUGCUUCACUAUAUUCAAAUACAAUGUAGUUAAGAGAUAUAAAGGAACCAUAAUAAAACUAAGACUAAUUUGAUAUUUUUAA
Rhagoletis pomonella (apple maggot) is the source of this 2689-nucleotide messenger RNA. RefSeq lists its product as uncharacterized. The record is from RefSeq and is a predicted model, not a curated record. NCBI's taxonomy places the organism in Eukaryota, Metazoa, Arthropoda, Insecta, Diptera, Tephritidae.